GAUGGCCGCGCCCAUGAGCGUCAAAACUGGUCCAAGCCUCUAGUCGCAGUACUGAAUGCACGUCGGGCAAGUGAUGCUCUAACUGGAUAAGAUGAGCAAAAACAACGCUUUCCUUGAAGUUCCUGACGACUGCGAAGCCCCGUUUGAGUCCCUGUUUCUUCAGGCCAAUGCAGAAUUCAAAAACCUGGUCCAGACGCUGGCAGCCGAAUCUGCAGACACCAAGACCAAGCCCAUCAAGCCCAGCCCCGGAUUCUGCAUCAAGCUUAGGGACACGGACGGCUCCAAGUUGUUCAUCAACGUCUGCCACACACCCGAGCUGCCGGAACCUCGAGAGAUAUCCGAAAAGGAGCUGAUGCAGAUUCUGGAGUCCGAAGACCCGACCUCGUACCGGGUACCCCUGAGCCUGGGCCUUCCCCAUGAAGAGCUGGACAAAGGUGGCAAUCCGUGCAAGGCUUUUGAUGUCAUCAUCAACGACGCCUUCUUCAGGAAGAUAGAGUCCAACGAGCUGUUCCGGACGUUCGUCAUCACGGUGGCCAUCGACGGGAUUGAAGACAAGUAUGGCGCCAGCCCCGACAGAGAGAGCUACACGGUGCUGAAGAACCGGCGGUACGUGGGCAGCAUGCCGGACCACCACAUCCAGAACAGGAAGGGGCCCCUCAUCGCGGAGCUCGACACGAAACCCAAGGCAGAGGACCGGCAGCCUUCCGGGGACAGGAAGGCAUUUCCCGUCCAGCUUACCAGGCACAGCGGACCCGGAGUUGGGGACACGCUGGUGGCACGCUUCUCUCUGCCCGGAGUCAAAUCUGGUGGGGCGCUGACGUUGGACGUCGGUGAAGACAGAGUGGUUCUGGGUAGCAAGGACCCCCAGUAUUCGUUCGACUUCUUCGUGCCACACUGUGUUGACCCGGAGGCAGCAGUGGCUGAGUUUGACACCCGACAUCACGUACUUACAGUGACCAUGCCCCUUCUGCCAAGCCAGUGCUGACUUGCAGACUGAAAAGGAUCUGGUGCUCAAAAGCCUGUUAAUAAAAAGUUUGA
This is a messenger RNA of Ixodes scapularis (black-legged tick), 1038 nucleotides long. Its product is annotated as PIH1 domain-containing protein 1-like. Gene Ontology annotation, cellular component: ribonucleoprotein complex; R2TP complex; cytoplasm. The transcript is spliced from 8 exons. Gene Ontology annotation, biological process: box C/D snoRNP assembly; rRNA processing. Lineage: Eukaryota; Metazoa; Arthropoda; Arachnida; Ixodida; Ixodidae. The record is from RefSeq and is a predicted model, not a curated record. Bases 92 to 985 code for a protein of 297 amino acids.